This is a messenger RNA of Ornithorhynchus anatinus (platypus), 1774 nucleotides long. RefSeq names its product RFNG O-fucosylpeptide 3-beta-N-acetylglucosaminyltransferase (gene RFNG). Gene Ontology annotation, molecular function: O-fucosylpeptide 3-beta-N-acetylglucosaminyltransferase activity. Lineage: Eukaryota; Metazoa; Chordata; Mammalia; Monotremata; Ornithorhynchidae. Gene Ontology annotation, biological process: regulation of Notch signaling pathway. Gene Ontology annotation, cellular component: membrane. The transcript has 8 exons. The coding region runs from base 1 to 1068 and encodes 355 amino acids. The record is from RefSeq and is a predicted model, not a curated record.
AUGAGCCGGCCCCGCUUCCUGGUGGCGGCGGCCCUGGGCGCCCUCCUGCUCCUGCUGCUGCUGCCCCGGCUCCGGGACCCCCAGGCCGCCCCCCGCGUCCCCCUGCCCCGCGGGCCCCUCUGCCGGACCCCCGCCCCUCUGCCGGACCCCGGGGACCCCGACCGGGAGCGGGCCCGGACCCCCGGGCCGCCGGCCGCCCCGCUGCGGGGAGCCCCCUCGGGAGCCCCCGGGAGGGAGAGGCUGGACCCCGGGGAGAUCUUCAUCGCCGUGAAGACCACCAAGAAGUACCAUCGGUCGCGCCUCGACCUGCUCUUCCAAACCUGGAUCUCCCGAGCUCAGGAGCAGACCUUCAUCUUCACGGACGGGGAGGACGGGCGCCUGCGGCUCCGAGCGGGGGACCACGUCAUCAACACCAACUGCUCUGCCGUCCACACGCGCCAGGCCCUCUGCUGCAAGAUGUCCGUGGAGUACGACAAGUUCAUCGAGUCGGGCCGGAAGUGGUUCUGCCACGUGGACGACGACAACUACGUGAACCCCCGCGGCCUCCUGCGCCUGCUGUCGGCCUUCUCGCCCAGCCAGGACGUGUACUUGGGCCGCCCCAGCCUGGACCACCCCAUCGAGGCCGCCGACCGCCUCCAGGGCGACGGCGCCAAGAAGGUCCAGUUCUGGUUUGCCACGGGCGGGGCCGGAUUCUGCCUGAGCAGAGGACUCGCCCUCAAGAUGAGCCCCUGGGCCGGCCUGGGUAACUUCAUCAGCACGGCCGAGAAAGUCCGCCUGCCGGACGACUGCACGGUGGGCUACAUCGUGGAGGGGCUGCUGGGGGUCCGGCUCCGCCACAGCCCCCUCUUCCAUUCCCACCUGGAGAACCUGCAGCGGCUGCCUCCCCGCACCCUGCUCGCGCAGGUCACCCUGAGCUACGGCGGGAACGAGAAUCGCCACAACGUGGUCAGCGUCGUCGGGGCCUUUAGCCUGCAGCAGGACCCUACGCGGUUCAAGUCCGUCCACUGCCUGCUCUAUCCGGACACCUCCUGGUGUCCCUCCUCCAAGCGGCGGGGGACUUCGACCUGAGGCGCCCGGCUGGAGGGUGACCGAAGGGGUCUCCCCCCAGCCCUCCUCUCCGCUGGGCCCGGAGGUUCUCCCGGCUCCGUCCGAAUCUCCAAGUGGCCGGCCCUGGCCCGGACGCAUCCGGGCCCCGGGAAGCGUGACCUCUGGGGGGACCCGGGACCCUCUUCUGCCCCGCUGAGGGGGCCGGGGCGAAGGGGCAACCGUGGGGGGUGGGAGGGGCCGAGGGGGGGCGGUUCCAGGGCUGGAAUCCUCCCCUGGUACGUCGAAGCCCGGCCCCUCCCUCGCCGUUCUAGGGCCCGGUCACCCCCUCCCGCCGAGCCGGCCGCGGCUUCCGGUCAGCCCCCGGCAGGACCUGUGAGGGGCAACCCCUGCCGCUUGGCCUUGCCCGCCGGGGGAGGGGGAAGGGCGGGACCCAGCCCCGCGGGGAGGCCGAGGCCCGCUCCGGUCCGGGAGGCCGGCAUCCCGAUCCGGGAUUCUGCCGCUUUUCCCUCCAGCACUCGGCGAGCCCACCCCCCCAGACAGGUGGGGCUCAGCUGAGCCGGACCCACCCCCCCGUCCCGUGUCUCCGGCAGCCAGCUGCCCUGAACCUUAGACCCCGGGCCUGACACGGAGGACGCCCGGAUCUGUCCGGCCAGGGAAUCCUGCGGUCCAAAGGGCAGCUACCCCCUCCUGCCCCUGCUCCUAAACCAAAUAAAUAUUUAAAGUGAAA